Molecule: messenger RNA, 615 nt
Organism: Microthlaspi erraticum
Lineage: Eukaryota; Viridiplantae; Streptophyta; Magnoliopsida; Brassicales; Brassicaceae
Source: the annotation of a GenBank genome assembly
AUGGAGUUUCACAAACUGGGCACAGCUGAGUCCAACGCUGGAGCUGUAGCUCCCGAAUCGCGUCCCCAAUCGAAGAACGCUGUUUCCAAGUCCUCCGGCGCGACUAAGGACCGUCACACUAAGGUUUACGGGAGAGGCCGUCGCGUUCGGAUGCCAGCUCUCGCCGCCGCUCGGAUUUUUCAGCUGACGCGUGAGCUCGGUCACCGAUCCGACGGAGAAACCUUAGAGUGGCUUCUCAGCCAAGCCGAACCGUCGAUUAUUGCCGCCACAGGCACCGGGACUAAUCCUUCCGAGCCGAUUUCCUCGUCCGUUGGUGUUUCGCCGGUUGAUUCCUCGCCGCAGAUGAUGUUCGCAAUGGUUGCGCCGCAAACGCAAACGCAACCGCAGUUACAAUCGCAGCAACCGGCGAGCUGCUGGCUGGAUCUAUGUCAGCCAAUCGGGAUUCAAUAUCCCGUGAACGUUUACAAUCACAUGCCGUUCACGGCGAUGCUUUUACAGCCGAUGAACACUACUCCGGCAGAAUUGGCGGAGCCUAACGUUGAGAUCGCGGAUGAUGAGAGGAGACAGAGGGAGGCGUUGGAGGACCGCAAACGCGAUCACGACCAGUCAGAUUAA